AUGGAGAGCUACCCUGAUGAAUACGUUACGUUGCAUCACAACAGAGACAAUCCCGACCAGCAAAAGAUGCUGGAUAAGUCAAGUCCAUUGUGGAAACAGUCUCCGUAUCUUGACAAUGCAGGUGUGAUACGGAUGAAUAGUCGAAUAAGAGAGGCGCCCAUCAUCCCUUUCCACGCAAAGUUUCCCAUAAUACUGCCCAAGGAUCACUGUAUAACCCAACUAGUUGUCGACAAUUAUCAUCGUCGAUGUCUUCACGCGAAUAACGAAACCGUGCUUAACCGCAUUCGGCAGCGAUUCUGCAUUCCGGCACUUCGUACCCUGAUUAAGCGAACAAGCAGAAAGUGUCAGAGAUGUCGCAUAUCCAAGGCAGUCCCUAACCCCCCUCUUAUGGCUCCACUACCCGCAGUCCGUUUGGCGUCAUUCAUCCGGCCUUUUACCAAUACUGGAAUUGACUACUUCGGUCCACUGAUGGUGAAGCAAGGUCGUAGCACCAUAAAACGCUGGAUCGUAUUGUUCACAUGCUUGUCUAUCCGGGCCAUUCAUUUGGAAGUAGCUCAUGGCCUUACUACUCAGUCAUGUGUGAUGGCCAUUCGAAGGUUCGUGGCACGUCGAGGUGCACCUGAAACUAUUUUUUCGGACAACGGCACCAACUUUGUGGGGGCCAACAACCUAUUGAAAGAGGAGCUUCGAACGAUUGAAGAACAGUGCGCGGCGACCUUCACAAACGCUCGGACUAACUGGUUGUUCAAUCCUCCUGCUGCCCCUCACAUGGGCGGAGCCUGGGAAAGAUUGGUUCGAUCGGUCAAAACGGCGAUGACAGCGAUCAGUGAUCACCCGCACCAUCCCAGCGAUGAAGGGCUGGAAACCAUAAUACUGGAAGUGGAGGCAAUGGUAAAUUCUCGACCUCUAACUCACGUGCCGUUAGAUUCCGCAGAGGAUGAAGCUUUGACGCCCAAUCAUUUCCUGCUAUAUGGAACCCAAGGAAUCAUUCAACCAGCUUCGUUGGUAGAUGAAAGUCGUGCAACACUCCGAGAUAGCUGGAAGUUGACGAAAAAUCUUGUGGACGGAUUUUGGAGAAGGUGGAUUCGCGAGUACUUGCCAGACCUGGCCAAGCGCACAAAAUGGCACCAACCUGUGAGGCCACUAGAAAAAGGUGACUUCGUUAUCGUGUUUGACGAGACCAAACGUAAUGGAUGGGAAAGAGGAAGAAUUGUGCAGGUCGUAAAAGGCAAAGACGGUCAGGUACGUAAGGCUACGGUACAGACAGCAAGCGGAGUACUUACACGACCGGCGGUAAAACUGGCAUUGUUGGAUGUUGGCGAGUUGACCACGGCAGAAGGCUCUGGAUCUCGCAAUCACACAGGAGGAGGAAUGUUGUCGAACCCACCGUGCGACAAUUGA
Molecule: messenger RNA, 1401 nt
Organism: Aedes albopictus (Asian tiger mosquito)
Lineage: Eukaryota; Metazoa; Arthropoda; Insecta; Diptera; Culicidae
Exons: 1
Coding region: 1-1401 (466 amino acids)
Biological process (GO): DNA integration
Molecular function (GO): nucleic acid binding
Source: RefSeq, a predicted model, not a curated record